Molecule: messenger RNA, 2315 nt
Organism: Sapajus apella (tufted capuchin)
Lineage: Eukaryota; Metazoa; Chordata; Mammalia; Primates; Cebidae
Gene: CCZ1
Product: CCZ1 homolog, vacuolar protein trafficking and biogenesis associated
Exons: 15
Coding region: 582-2030 (482 amino acids)
Biological process (GO): vesicle-mediated transport
Cellular component (GO): Mon1-Ccz1 complex; intracellular membrane-bounded organelle
Source: RefSeq, a predicted model, not a curated record
CAACAGGUUGGGCAUGGUGUCUCACGCCUGUAAUCUCAGCACUUUGGGAGGACGAAGUGGGAGACCAUUUGAGGUCAGAAGUUCGAGAGCAGCCUAGGCAACAUAGUGAGACCCCACCUCUACAAAAAAAAACUGGCCUUGGUGGCCCCGCCUGUAAUCCCAGCUACUGGGGAGGCUGAGGCAGGAGGAUUGCUUGAGCAAUCCUCCUAAAUCCGGAGGUUUAGGCUGCAGGGAGCUGAGAUCGCGCCACUGUACUCCAGCCUGAUGACAAACAGAAUCCAUCUCAAAAAAAAAAAAAAAAAAAAGUGCCCCACUCAGUUUUUCGUGAAACUCGCAGCCCUCGCCUGUGGCCAGGACAGAACUCCACGAGCCAGCAAAACAAACUCGGCGGCCAGGAAACAGACGGCAGCAAGCCCACGCCGGGGUGCCAGAAGAGGACGCUGCUCUGCGGGUUCUUCUUCCGGGCCGUAGGCAAGUGCUUCCGGGGCGGUGGCUAGGGAGGCGGAAGUGCAGUCUCCCGGCCGGUAUCUGCUGUCCCUGGGCGGGCCGAAGGAGGCUCCCGAGGUGGGGGCCGGACCGGGAUGGCUGCCGCGGCGGCCGGCGCCGGGAGCGGGGCCUGGGCGACCCAGGAGAAGCAGUUCCCGCCGGCGCUGCUGAGUUUCUUCAUCUACAACCCGCGCUUCGGACCGCGCGAAGGAGAGGAGGAAAAUAAGAUUUUAUUUUAUCAUCCAAAUGAAGUAGAAAAGAAUGAAAAGAUUAGAAAUGUUGGAUUGUGUGAAGCUAUUGUGCAGUUUACAAGGACCUUUAGCCCAUCAAAACCUGCAAAAUCUUUACAUACACAGAAGAAUAGACAGUUCUUCAAUGAACCGGAAGAAAAUUUCUGGAUGGUCAUGGUUGUUCGGAAUCCUAUAAUUGAAAAACAGAGUAAAGAUGGAAAACCGAUUAUUGAAUAUCAGGAGGAGGAAUUGUUGGACAAGGUUUAUAGUUCAGUGCUCCAGCAGUGCUACAGCAUGUACAAGCUUUUUAAUGGUACAUUUCUGAAAGCCAUGGAAGAUGGAGGUGUCAAACUUCUAAAAGAAAGAUUAGAGAAAUUCUUCCAUCGCUAUUUGCAAACGCUGCAUUUGCAGUCAUGUGACCUACUUGACAUUUUUGGUGGAAUCAGCUUCUUCCCGUUGGAUAAAAUGACUUAUUUGAAAAUCCAGUCCUUUAUUAAUAGAAUGGAGGAAAGCCUGAAUAUAGUCAAAUACACUGCAUUUCUCUAUAAUGAUCAGCUUAUCUGGAGUGGAUUAGAACAAGAUGACAUGAGAAUUUUAUACAAAUACCUUACCACCUCUCUUUUUCCAAGACACAUCGAACCUGAGUUAGCAGGAAGGGAUUCUCCAAUAAGAGCAGAAAUGCCAGGAAAUCUUCAACACUAUGGAAGAUUUCUUACCGGACCCUUGAACCUUAAUGAUCCAGAUGCAAAAUGCAGAUUCCCCAAAAUUUUUGUAAAUACAGAUGACACUUAUGAAGAGCUCCAUUUAAUUGUUUACAAGGCCAUGAGUGCAGCUGUGUGCUUUAUGAUCGAUGCCUCGAUCCAGCCAACAUUGGAUUUUUGCCGAAGACUGGACAGCAUCGUUGGGCCCCAGCUCACAGUGCUGGCCUCUGACAUCUGUGAGCAGUUUAACAUCAACAAGAGAAUGUCUGGGUCUGAGAAAGAACCCCAGUUUAAGUUUAUCUACUUCAACCACAUGAAUCUCGCCGAGAAGAGCACAGUUCACAUGAGGAAAACGCCCAGUGUGUCACUCACUUCCGUGCACCCGGACUUAAUGAAGAUUCUCGGUGACAUCAACAGUGACUUUACCAGAGUGGAUGAAGAUGAGGAGAUCAUCGUGAAAGCCAUGAGUGAUUACUGGGUGGUUGGAAAGAAGUCUGAUCGACGGGAGCUCUAUGUUAUUUUGAAUCAAAAAAAUGCAAACCUGAUUGAAGUAAAUGAAGAGGUCAAGAAACUGUGUGCAACACAGUUCAACAACAUCUUCUUCUUGGAUUGACUGAUAAUGGCUCAUCGAAAGCAUAUUGUAAACUCAGCAAACAUUGUGUUUACCAUUGCUAGUUACUUGUCAUAUGACUGAUUGCGUUGAUCACAAGAGUAAAGCAAUACUUGCUUUGAAGAAUCCAAUUUCUACUCGGUCUGCUAAUCUGAGGUUUUUAGAUUUUAAAUAUUUAUGUGGAAUUCAUUAAAGGUAGUUGACUAUAUCUCUAUCAUUCCAUUCUUUGACAUUAUGUGAAUAUUUUACUGGAAAAUAAGACUAAUAAAUUGUUAAAGUUUUUAAAAU